AUGGGUGAUCAUGAUGAAGCUCUGAGCAAGCCUCAGUACUGGGAUGAUCACUACGGUAAAUCAGACGGCGAGAAUCCCACUCACGAGUGGUUCCGCACCUUUUCUGAUGUGGAAGACUUUUUCCAAAAGUUUCUGAUUCAAGCGCCGGGCACAGCACCCGCAGACGAUCCUGUUAUUCUCCAUCUCGGAUCCGGUGAUAGUGUUGUACCGGCUGAGCUGCAUGCCAAGGGCUACCGCCACCAAAUAUGCGGCGAUUUCUCCACCAAGAUCCUAGAUAUCAUGACGGAGAGGCAUAAAGAGCUGUCAGGAAUUACGUGGAAAUGGAUGGACGUGCGAAACAUGACUGACACGCAAGACAAGUCAAUAAACGUUGCCUUUGACAAGGGCACUCUCGACGCCAUGAUCCACGGUAGCCCAUGGAGCCCGCCUGACGAUGUUAAGGACAAUACGAGCAAGUAUCUUCACGAGGUACACAGAGUUUUAAAGGAUGACGGCGUCUUUCUGUAUGUAACAUUUCGCCAAGUCCAUUUUAUGCGGCCGCUGCUGAUCGUAGACGGCCUCUGGGACUUGCAGUUGGAGACGCUUGGCGGAGAAAACGGUGGUUUUGAGUAUUUUGGAUGGAUUUUGAGAAAAGCAAAAAAGCAAUAA
[Torrubiella] hemipterigena is the source of this 648-nucleotide messenger RNA. The record is from the annotation of a GenBank genome assembly. NCBI's taxonomy places the organism in Eukaryota, Fungi, Ascomycota, Sordariomycetes, Hypocreales, Clavicipitaceae.